GGCACCGCAGACACAACCAGCCCGACCAGGCGGCACCAGAAGACAGCCACAGCCCAGCCAGUAGCCAGUAGCAGAGCAGCCCGGCCAGUCUGCCUGCGCGGCUCUGGGCUCUAGCGGCACCACGAGUGCAUCGCGUUCGAGUUCGCGUUCGUCCUCGCGGAGUGCAGUGCAGUGCAGUGUCACGACCACGCCGACCAGGGCUCCACGGCGUAUGUGAUGAGCGGCGAUGAGGACGGCGUCAGUCUCCAGCGGCUCGGCAAGCAGCCACAAUGCGUGGAGAGCCAGCAGCCGCGCGUCCCGGAGGCGACGGCGCUCAAGGACGCGUCGACGCCCACCUCUGGCUCGGUGAUCCGAGUGUACCGGCGACGAUGGGGCAUGCUGGGCCUGUACAUCGCCGUCAUCUGCCUCAACUCGGUGCCCUACAUGCAGUACACCGUGGUCGGCAACGUGCUGUCCAAGUACUUCAGCGUCAGCAAGGACGACAUGGAGUGGAUGACCAUGGUGUCGUCCGCCACCGCCACCCUCUUCAUCUUCCCCGCCGCCUGGGUGCUUGACAAGUAUGGGCUGCGCGUGAGCGUGCUGGUGGGCGCAGCGGGCACCGCGGCGGGGCUGUGGCUGAAGACCCUGGGCUGCGGCCAGGACGGCUACUGGCUGUCGCUGGCGGGGCAGGGGCUCGUCUCCGUCGCCACCCUGUUCGUGGUGUCCUCGGCGCCGCCGCGGAUGGCGGCCGUGUGGUUCCCGCCGCACCAGGUGGCCAGCGCGGUGGGCGCCGCGUACCUCGUCAUCAUGCUCGGCAUCGCCAUCGGGUGCGCCAUGGCCCCGCUGUCCGUGAGCGCUGACCAGUCCGCCGACGAGAACUACUACAGCCUGCUCACCACCAACAUCGGCCUGGCCGUGGUCGGCACCGCGCUCCUCGCCGCGGUGUACUUCGUGUUCCAGGACAAGCCGCCGCUGCCGCCGUCGCCCUCCCAGGCCGUGAGGGCCUCGCCGGCCAGCGAGACCGCCAACAACGCCACGGCCUUCUUCAGGUCGCUGCGGCGCAUCGGCCGCGACCCUCACUUCCUGCUGCUCCUCUUCGCCUGCGCCCUGUUCUCCUCCACCCUCAUCGCCUACAGCGUGCUCAUGAACAGGACCGUCGUGCACUUCUUCGGGGAUGUCGGCGCGAAGCACACUAGCUGGAUCGGGAUGAUCAUGACGCUGCUGGGGAUAGUGGGCAUCGUCAUCAUCGGCAUGCUGGUGGACAAGACGAGGCUCUACAAGGAGUGGUCGGUGUUCAUCUACGUCUGCGCACUGCUCAGCGCGGCGGCCUACUCGGUGUCCGUCAGCCAGGGCACCAUCGUGACCGUUUACGUCUCCGCGUCUAUACUGGGCUUCUUCAUGCCCUGCUUCUACGUACCUGGACUAGCCCUGGCUGUAGAACUGACUUACCCCGAGCCAGAGGGCAACCCCACCGCCAUCAUCAACUGGCUCAUUCAGCCCACCGCGCUGCUGGUGAAGCUGAUGUACAGCCAACUGUUCGAGGUGGCUAGUCCCGACGUGGCGCACAUGGUGCAGUGCUCGCUCCUGGUGGCGGGGCUUGUCUGCAUCGCCUGCGUGCCCAAGAAGUACCGGCGGAGAGAUGCCGAGCGUCUCGGCCACCACGAACCCGUGAAGAACGUCAAGGAGACCAACGGGUCCACCGCCAAGGCCGAGGACGCGGAGUUGGCGGUCCCCGAGGCCAGCAAGCUCACCGUCGUCGACUGAUUCAAGUGCUCAAUGACUGAUUCCAAAUUCCAAUUUUUAGGGCAGGAUCUGGUUUAUUGUUGAGGGUCCGGUCCAAACCCUCGUUGAAAGUCAAUUUUCAUGUGUAUGUAUGAAGUGUUUUUGUGCGUUUAUGUGAGUGUAUGUGUAUGUGUGUGUUUGUGCGUGUGUAUGCGUGCGUGUGUGAGGCAAAAGGGAUGAAUGCCCUUUUUAGCUUAAGAGGCUCAAACAUCACUCGCCUUCGUGUCUUCUGUCCGCUUUUGACAUUUCUCACUCCAUUGGCAAGAGAGCGGCUUGUGCAGGACACAUUUUUAUAUCAAGGCUUAGUGUAAAUACAGUUCUGUUUUUUUUUUUCUAGUUUUCUAGAACCUAAUGUUGUCAAUCGCGUUACAAAAAUGAUAUUUAAAUGUUUAUUUUUUAAAGAAAAUUA
Messenger RNA from Thrips palmi, 2170 nucleotides. RefSeq lists its product as uncharacterized. Gene Ontology annotation, molecular function: heme transmembrane transporter activity; heme binding. The transcript is spliced from 9 exons. Gene Ontology annotation, biological process: heme export; transmembrane transport. Lineage: Eukaryota; Metazoa; Arthropoda; Insecta; Thysanoptera; Thripidae. The coding region runs from base 217 to 1743 and encodes 508 amino acids. The record is from RefSeq and is a predicted model, not a curated record. Gene Ontology annotation, cellular component: membrane.